This is a messenger RNA of Cyprinus carpio (common carp), 1842 nucleotides long. RefSeq names its product bifunctional apoptosis regulator-like. Bases 887 to 1591 code for a protein of 234 amino acids. The transcript has 8 exons. Gene Ontology annotation, molecular function: protein binding. NCBI's taxonomy places the organism in Eukaryota, Metazoa, Chordata, Actinopteri, Cypriniformes, Cyprinidae. The record is from RefSeq and is a predicted model, not a curated record.
UGACACUGUGUUUAGAGUUACUCUUGUUGGAUUAAAGACUAUAUAACCUUUCAUCUUCGUCGUACACAGUGUAGCUACGACUCUCACAGACUUACUGUAGAUAGAGUCUGGGAAGCUGCUGCGCUGAAGUGAAGCAGUUUCUCUUUGCAUUCUGUUGUGAUCAGAGAGAUAUGAGUGUUUAUAAGAAAUAAACCGAAAGAGCCGACAUGAGAAGAGAGACGAGGAGCUGACGGCCAGCACUGAGACUGAGACUGAAAGUGAGAUGGAGGUGCGGAUCCCAGUGGAGCCGGAGCUCAGUAACUCUGAGUCUGAGGAAGGGUCAGGUCUGUCUGAGUCUGAGUUCACCUGUCACUGCUGCUACCAGGUUCUGGUGGACCCCACCACGCUCACCUGUGGACACAGCUUCUGCAGACACUGUCUGGCCAACUGGUGGGCCUCCGCUCUGCCCAGGGUCCGCAGAGACUGCCCAGAAUGCCGAGCGGUGUGGACCGGCUUUCCCAAAGUCAACAUCCUGCUCCGGGAUGCGGUGGAGAAGCUGUUUCCCGCUGAAGUGAGGCGACGGAAGCAGGCCAUCCUGAGUGAUCCGCAGUUCUGUCGUGUUCUCCAGAUGUUCCAGCAGCAGGGGAAGAGGCAGGCCCCUCGCGCAGCUCCGCCACAGAACCCACCACAGUUUAAUAUACUGAACCAACCACUGUUUAAUAUGUUGAAUCAGCCACAGUUUGAUAUGUUGAAUGCUCCGGAGUUGAACAUCAGAGAGUUUUGCUCUGGAAUGAGUAUAGUGCUGUGCUGAAUGGCUGUGAGUGACACACACACACACACACACACACACACUGAGGAUGAGUUGUUGCACUGCAUCAUCACUGUGUGUGUGUGUGUGUGUGUGUAGAUGGUGGUGUUAAUGUGGCGUGUGUUCAGUACGGACUCCAGUCACGAGGUGCUGCUCAGUAAACCUCUCAGCAGGUGGAACGCUGAUGAUGUCACUCUGUGGGUGGAGCAUCUGAGCGUCUGGACCAAUCAGUAUAAAGAAACCUUCCUCAGGGAACAGAUCAACGGCAGGUUACUGUUCGCUCUCAGUGAUGACGAUCUGUCUUCGGCUCCGUUCAACAUCAGGAACGAGUCUCACAGACAGAUCAUCCUGGAGGAGCUGCACAGACUCAGACAGCGCCGGGUCUCACUCAACCUCUGGCAGUACAAGGAUCUGAAUUUAGGGAAGACUCUGUUUCUGCUGUUGAUGCGCAGAUUUCCUCGUCUGACGCUGCUCUGUCUGUUCCUGUUUGAUUAUGAAGACACGUUCCUGCCCUUCAUUCACACCAGCUGCCCUGCACAAGGCACCCAGGACAGCCUGCUGGACACGCCGCUGGAUUGGCCGGGCUGGAGUCAGUGGGCGGAGUUCCUGCUGAUGUACUUCCUGCUGCCCUAUCAGCUGCUGUCUGCGUUCGCCUGGCACUGGAUGAGCGCUCAUUACUGGACGGCACGCGUGGUCAUGCUACACGCUGUGCUACUGUCCACGCUGGAUGUGCACUUCUUCUGGACGCUGUUGAAGAGAGGACAGAUGAGGACGCUCCCUCAGCGUGUUGGCAGGAGGUGUUAAGAGUGAUAAUGGAGGAGUCUCUGUUUGUGCUGCUGUGGUCUAUGAUUCCUCUGUUCUUCUGUAACUGUCUGUUCUACUACAAUCUGUUCAUCUGCCCCUUCAACACUGCAGCGCUGGUCAAACGAACACUGCUGCAGACAGACACACAGCAGCAGAGGAUCUGACACACUCACACACACACUCACACACACACACACACACACUCACACACACACACACACACACACACACACACACACACACACACGCAC